AAGAAAGAGAAUAUCGAUAGAAGGAGAGAGAGGUUUAAGAGAGGAGGAUAGGGAAGCAAUUACAUAACGGAUAACGUGGCGAAAUGAAGGCCCUGCUUCUUCAUCCCACCAGCUUCACUCAUCCAUGGCGAUCCAUUUUCCCCAAUCAUUCUUCUCGCUUUCGCUUCUCCUCUGCGACAACCCACUAUCGUCCUUGGGACUCCAAUGCCGAAUCCUUCGGUUCCCAGAAGUUCAGACGCAGAAAUGAAGACGAAGAAGCCGCCCAGCAAGGCUUCGACCCCGGCAUUCGCUUCGGAACCAGCCGGAAGACACGCCGCCGUUGGUGGUCCGACGAGCCGGCGCCGGAGUUCGAUGAAGAAUCUUCUGGGAUCUUGGAUGAUGUAAUCGACAGUGUCUGGAUUUUCAAGGUAUUCAAAUCCUACGGCUGGGCUCUGCCACCCAUAAUCAUCUCACUGCUGUUAAACUCAGGACCAAAAGCUUUUCUAAUGGCGUUAGCUCUUCCACUAGGCCAGUCAAUCAUAUCUCUGGCACUAGAGAAGCUAUGGGGAGCACCAGAAAGGAGGCCAAAGCGCAGAACCAGAACCAAGACCAGGAAGAGACCAUUCUACAGCACAGAGAGGAGGAGGGUGAAGGAGGAGGAGGAGAAGGAAGAAGAAGAAGCACAAGGAAACGGGUUGGGUAAGGGAAAGAUGGGCUAUGGAUAUCAGUCAUGGGAAGUUGGUAACAAUGGUGGUGAAGUUCGAAAGGAGAGUAGAAGUGGAACCAAUUUUGGUGGAUGGGAGGAUCUUGAUGGAGUUGAAUCUGGGGUGAGAAGAAAAAAAAAGAGCAGUAGUUCAUCAUCAAUGGAGAGAGGUAAAUUGAGUUGGAGAGAAAAGAAAAGUGAUACUCCCCUGCUGUUGAGACUGUUAAUUGCUGUUUUCCCAUUUUUAGGUUCAUGGACUAGGAUGCUUUAGUAGAAUGAGCUUCUGGGCUUUUCUUCUAUACCUCACCAAUUUUUACUCACUACUUGGGUUACAUAAAACCUCGACAAGUUCCUCUUCUUGUUGGGUAUAGAAUAAAAAGUUCAAAACUAUUCUUAUGCAUAGUGUAACCCUUUUAAUCUAGUGCAGCAGGGUCUUUCUUGAGAACUAUCCUGGGUUUUCAAAUAAUCGACAAAAGACGCGUCUCGAACCAUUAAAGUAUAAUAUAAAUCAAACGUACUGUUCUUGUA
Cucurbita maxima (winter squash) is the source of this 1210-nucleotide messenger RNA. RefSeq lists its product as uncharacterized. NCBI's taxonomy places the organism in Eukaryota, Viridiplantae, Streptophyta, Magnoliopsida, Cucurbitales, Cucurbitaceae. The transcript is spliced from 2 exons. The coding region runs from base 84 to 953 and encodes 289 amino acids. The record is from RefSeq and is a predicted model, not a curated record.